Messenger RNA from Vicugna pacos (alpaca), 2370 nucleotides. NCBI's taxonomy places the organism in Eukaryota, Metazoa, Chordata, Mammalia, Artiodactyla, Camelidae. The record is from RefSeq and is a predicted model, not a curated record.
CGCCUGCGCUGUCUCUCGGGCGCCAAAGCUCGGGGCCGUUGACAGCGAGGUUAGCCAGCGUUGAGUGUUGGCCAAGAAGAGGCGGGCAGCCAGUUUUAAGUGGUCUAGAAUCUUUACGCCCACUCCACAAAAUUCCCCUCUGAUCGGCGGCUGUUCCGCCAAAUACGCGGAGCUGUCUUCCAUCGUGUUGAGCUCCUGAGGCCGCCUGCGCCGGGUGGAAGCUGGGAAGACGGGCCGGCCUGGGGUUUUUGGCGGGAUGCCUCGGGCAGCACCAUCGAGGGCCCAGGCUGCACCGUAGUUUGCGAACUCAUUGGGCGUAUUGGGGCAAGUGAAUGGACCAGGUGGUGUCUCCGAGCUCAUGGCGGUCAUCUCAGUUCCUUACCAGCGGGCUGGACUAAGGCUCCCACUGCAGGCAGACCUCCGGAGCAGACUGUUGUCAGAAAGCUUCGACCUUUGCUGAUGGAGCUUGGAGCUGAGCGCGGGAGCGGGCCCCCCCGCUGUCCGUUCACUAGAAUGUGUCGCCCCUUCAUCUAACAUACCUCGCCAAACCGGAAAGGGCCGAUUCGAUUUAUUCUACCAGACAUUCAAACGUGGGUCUCACUGUCCUUCUACUUUGCAGUUAACAGGUUUACAACCCGGGCUAAGCCAGAAGAGCCAACGCGGGAUCCCGCAGGCCCACCCCUUGUCCUUCGGGCCAAGAAUGCUGCAAAAACGCUACGCGGUCUGAGCCUCGCGGCUCUCUGUACCUGAGCCCCGGCGUGGACACUUCCCGCGCUUUCUGGUGUGAGGGGUCAGAGGGCGCGCCGCCGCGCAGGCGCACGGAGCCGAGGCCGCGACGGCCAUGGGCGAGGCGGGCGCCUCUGAGGAGGCCUGCCGGCACAUGGGAACUAAAGAAGAAUUUGUUAAAGUCAGAAAGAACGACCUGGAACGUCUGACAACUGAAGUGAUGCAAAUCCGGGACUUCUUACCCAGAAUACUAAACGGGGAAGUACUGGAAAGCUUCCAGAAAUUAAAGAUUGUAGAAAAAAACCUGGAAAGGAAAGAGCAAGAAUUAGAGCAACUGAGGAUGGACCGUGAGCACUUCAAAGCCCGCCUGGAGUCUGUGCAGGCGGACAGCCUGAGGGAGAAGAAGGAGAAACUGGCUCUUCGACAGCAGCUGAACGAAGCCAGGCAGCAGCUCCUGCAGCAGGCAGAGUAUUGCACGGAGAUGGGAGCGGCUGCCUGCACCAUCUUGUGGGGCGUGUCCAGCAGCGAGGAGGUGGUCAAGGCCAUCCUGGGGGGGGAUAAAGCUUUGAAGUUUUUCAACAUCACUGGUCAAACAAUGGAGAGUUUUGUGAAGUCACUAGAUGGUGAUGUCAAGGAGCUGGAUUCUGACGAAAAUCAGUUUGUUUUUGCUUUGGCUGGAAUCGUAACAAAUGUUGCUGCCGUCGCAUGUGGCCGGGAGUUCCUGGUUACCUCAAGCCGCGUGCUCUUGGACACCAUCCUGCAGCUUCUGGGAGACCUGAAGCCGGGACAGUGCACCAAACUCAAAGUGUUAAUGCUGAUGUCCCUGUACAACGUGAGCAUCAACCUGAAGGGCCUGAAGUACAUCAGUGAGAGCCCAGGCUUCAUCCCUCUGCUCUGGUGGCUGCUGAGUGAUCCGGAUGCAGAGGUGUGUCUCCACGUGCUGCGACUUGUCCAGUCCGUGGUUCUGGAGCCGGAAGUCUUCUCCAAGGCGGCGUCUGAGUUCCGGAGCUCCCUGCCCCUGCAGCGCAUCCGGGCCAUGUCUGAGAGCCGCAACUCCCACCUGCAGACCGCGGCCCGGGAGCUCUUGGAGGACCUCCGCGCUCUGGAGCACGACGUGUAGGGCCGUGCGACCUGGCCUGCCUGCUUCCCCCGGUCCCCGCGCUGUAUUCGUUUCUAAAACCACCAGUUGUGUGCCCCAAGCUACUGGUGGCAAAGUGUGAUUGACUAGAGAUGGAUGUGAAUUGAUACGUAUCUCCAGAACUUCCUCCUGGAAGGGAACAUACUUGUGGGUCGACCUUGCCAGAGGGGAGCCUGGGAUAGGGGACAUUCUUCUGGAAAGGCCCAUGUCAGCGCGCCCAGAAGGGGCUUCUCGUAGCAGCUCCCCUGCCCAGGAGACUCAGACCUCUAGGCCCCCCAAGAAAAGAGGGAGGUUAAGUAACCACCUACCCUGCUGGUCAGCGUUUCCCUGGGAUACAGUUUUUGGAAAACAAUUCAUUCUCUCUCUAAUAAUUACAGUUAAUCCUCCCAAAUUCAAGUUUACCUUCAAACCUUUUGGUAAACCUGCUAUUUCGGAUGACAUUGGACAUUUUAGUUCCAUAUUUUUGUGCCGCUUUUAUUUUUGAAUAAAGGAAGUUGGAAGAGUCA